AUGCAGUCUUGCCAGUUGUCAACCGACUGGCAACACCAUAGCACAUCAUGUUUGCGACGCUGAAGUUUGCAGCGUUGUUGCUCGCGGUUGUUGUCUGCUGGGCAACGCAAGAUUAUGAUUAUAAUGACGCUGAAAUAGACGAGGAGCCUACUCUGGGUGAUUCUCCAUAUGGAUCUCUUUGGCCGUUGCCUCAGAAAGUCAAAAUAUCCACGGUAGUAUUCAAACUCAGCGGUGCUAGCUUCCAUAUAUUCGACGCUAAAGAAUCGUCUUCUGGUGCGAGCUGCAGACUUCUUCAAAAUGCAUAUCGAAGGUAUGAUGAGUACAUCUUUACCAGUUCUAGAAAACAAGGGCAAAACAAGAGCAAAAAGGCAUUGGCCUCUGACAUGUCUGAAUUACAGGUGUGGAUCACAUCAGCUGACUCUGAGUGUGACAGCUACCCCAGUGUGACAUCUGACGAGUCAUACAAACUGUCAGUGGACUCUCCUGUUGCUGUGCUGAAAGCACCUAAGGUGUGGGGAGCUCUGAGAGGUCUGGAGACUUUUAGCCAGUUGGUGUAUAAGGAUGAAUAUGGAGCAAAAAGCAUCAAUAGGACAGACAUUCACGACUUCCCACGGUUUGCACAUCGAGGCCUCUUAUUGGACACCUCUCGUCACUUCCUGCCCAUCAAAGUCAUUUUAGCCAAUCUGGAAGCCAUGGCGUGGAACAAAUUCAAUGUUUUCCACUGGCACAUAGUAGAUGACCCCUCCUUCCCUUACCUGAGCCGUACCUUCCCACAGCUGAGUCAACAUGGAGCAUACCACCCGUACACACAUGUGUACACGCCUUCUGAUGUGAAGAUGAUCAUCGAGUUUGCUCGCCUAAGGGGCAUUCGGGUUGUCCCUGAGUUUGACACCCCUGGGCACACUCAGUCAUGGGGCAAAGGGCAGAAGGACCUGCUGACCCCCUGUUACUCUGGAGCCAGCCCCUCUGGUUCGUUCGGACCGGUCAACCCCAUGCUCAACACCACCUAUGACUUUAUGAGCAUGUUCUUCAAGGAAGUCAACACAGUGUUCCCUGAUGCCUACGUCCAUCUGGGAGGAGACGAGGUCGACUUCAGCUGCUGGAAGUCCAACCCUGACAUCCAGAAGUUCAUGGAGCAGCAAGGCUUUGGGAUGGACUACAGCAAGCUGGAGUCUUUCUACAUCCAGAGGCUCUUGGAUAUCGUCACCACUACCAAUAAGGGCUACAUGAUCUGGCAGGAGGUCUUUGACAACGGUGUUAAGUUGAAGUCGGACACGGUAGUGCAUGUGUGGAUGGGGAACAAGGUGGAGGAGGAGCUUCAGAAGGUGACGGAGGCAGGCUUCACCACCAUCCUCUCCGCCCACUGGUACCUAGACUACAUUAGCUAUGGACAGGACUGGCAGAAGUUCUACAGAGCCGAACCGCUCAGCUUCAAGGGCACAGAUGCCCAGAAAAAGCUGGUGAUUGGAGGAGAGGCAUGUCUGUGGGGAGAAUAUGUGGAUGCUACCAACCUGACCCCUCGACUCUGGCCCCGUGCCAGUGCUGUGGGGGAGCGGUUGUGGAGUGACAGGGAUGUGAGGGACCUAAACGAUGCCUACAGUCGUCUAGCCAAGCACCGCUGUCGCAUGGUCCAGCGUGGUAUCCCAGCUGAGCCUCUCUUUACAGGUUACUGUGCACAUGAGUACAAAGGGGUAUGAAAAGUGAAGACCACUGUGAUUGUCUUCAUGUCUUCAUUGAUGCACUGAUACGAGCCAAAAUGUGUUUAAAAACAAUCCUCAUUCCAUGUAAUGUCACAUUGAUCUUGUUUUUAGAAAACCAUUUUUAUAUGAAUGUAUGAUUCAAAUGAUUAAUAAUUACAUUUUAGUCAAUUCGCAGAUGCUCUUAGUGACUUGCAGUAGUUAGUGCAUACAUUUUCAUAUUUUUUUUAUACUGGUCCCCCGUGGGAUUCAAACUCUGAAAUUGCAAACUUCAUGCUCUACCAACUGAGCCACACGGGACUUUAAUAAUAAUAAUAAACCUUGUACAGUGCUGUGGACACCUGAAGUGUGAUAGUUUUACACACUCAUGGAAAUGACACAUCAUCACACGAUCAUCUUUCAUACAAUGUACAUACAUUUUCCUACAAUAUGUUCAGCAGCACUACUAUAUGCCCUCAUACACGGACUACCAUGUUCUUGAUUAAUCUGUUUGCACGGCAAACACCCUUAGAGUAUUGACAGUGGCAUUCCUGGCUUACAUUUACAUUCAAACAUCAUGUAUAUUCCACAGAAACAUACUAUAACAACUGAAUUGUGCUCUUGUUCGGUACAAAAGUCCAUUAGUCCAAUCCUAGUCUCUUGUGAGUGUGGCCAUGCCACAUGCUUGAACUGGAUGCUGAGAUUUAUCAAACCAUAACUGUUCAGUUUCGAAGUGCAACAAUCUCAAAUCCUGCAGCCAUUUCUUGUAGUUUAGGAACAGGAGGUGGCGUCAUCAGGCGAGGCCAGACAUCUUGUUGAGCAGUGUUCUGGUGCUGGAGGUUCAUGGCCAGCUGGAAGGAGAAGGUGGCGUUGUCAGAGUUUGUAUCUGUCCCAUUAUGGCGUCUGAGAACAUGAGCGGCGCCAUGAGGGUACAGUCUCCGUUUUGUAGUCCAAAUUCUGUGAGCUGGCAAACAAACUGAAAGGGUGCACACUGCCACCUAGUUGGUUUGAACGGGUAUAAGGUCAAGGUAACUUGCAGUUAUGGAAUGUUUCCUCACGGUUGACUACUUCAAAAUAGUGAAAUUCCUCAAUGGCGCUGCCCAUGCUAAAACAGGCACUAGAAUCCUAUCUAUCUCUAUGGUGCUAACUGAUGAGUCUACUGUACUCUAUUUUUAAUCUCAUGUGAGUGAAAUGCUCACACUGCCGAGCCUUGACCUCCCACCAACAUGUCUGGGGAAAUGGACAUCAUGCGUCCUCUGACCGCACUGCUUCUCAACACAGCGCGCAUCCAACCCGGAAGCCAGUCGCACCAAUGUGCGUGCACCUGGCAACCUUGGUUAGCGCGCAUUUGCGCCCGGCCCGCAAUAGGAGUCGCUGGUGCGCGAUGAGACAAGGAUAUCCCUACCGGCUAACCCCUCCCUAACCCGGACAACGCUAGGCCAAUUGUGUGUCGCCCCACGGACCUCCCGGUCGCGGCCGGUUACGAUAAGAGCCUGGGCGCGAACCCAGAAUCUCUGGCCCUUAACCACUACGCCACCCGGGAGGCGUCUUAAAGUAUUUCUGAUUGAGAAGCUCAUUAGUGGUGGUGAGUUAAAACAAUGUAAUUUUUCGUCACCUCAAACAGAAAGUAAACUAAGUCUGUUUUUAGAAUCAGUUGAGAACGACAAUAGUUCUUUAAAGUAUUUGAACAAUAUUUCCAGUGCUCUCUCUUUCGAUAACCACUCGGCAUUAAAAGGAAAAAUGUAAUGAUCUUAUCCAGUAGAAACGUCAUAAAAUACCUGAUUACUUCUUAUCCUGUGCACAAAUAGCCUACAGCUGUGUUUGUCCCGAGGUAACUGGCGUUGGAAACUGAGGGCACAGAAUCUUAGUCUUAUACUCAACUGGCCCCUCCCUGGAUUUUGUGUUAAACGCUCUACAACAAAGCUUUCUCUGCCCUUAACCUUGUUCUGAACCCCUUCGAAACGAAGGUCAUGUGGUUUGGUAAGAAGAAUGCCCCUCUCCCAACAGGUGUGAUUAUUACCUCUGAGGGUUUAGAGCUUGAUGUAGUCUUCUCAUACAAGUACGUAUGGCUAGAAGUAUGCCUAGAAGGUACACUGUCCUUCUCUCAGCACAUAUCAAAACUGCAGGCUAAAGUUAAAUCUAGACUUGGUUUCCUCUAUCGUAAUCGCUCCUCUUUCACCCCAGCUGCCAAACUAUUCCUGAUUCAGAUGACUAUCCUACCCAUGCUAGAUUGUGGAGAUGUAAUUUAUAGAUUGGCAGGUAAGGAUGCUCUCGAGCGGCUAGAUGUUCUUUACCAUUCGGCCAUCAGAUUUUCCACCAAUGCUCCUUAUAGGACACAUCACUGCACUCUAUAAACUUCUGUGAACUGGUCAUCUCUGUAUACACGUCGUAAGACCCACUGGUUGUUGCUUAUUUAUAAAAACCCUCUUAGGCGUCACUUCUACCUAUCUUGAGAUAUCUUCUGCAGCCCUCAUCAUCCACAUACAGCACCCAUUCUGCCAGUCACAAUCUGUUAAAGGUCCACAAAGCACACAGAUCCCUGGGUCGCUGGUCUUUUCAGUUCGCUGCAGCUAGCGACUGGAACGAGCUGCAACAAACACACAAACUGGACAGUUAUCUCAAUCUCUUCAUUCAAAAACUCAAUCAUGGACACUCUUACUGACAGUUGUGGCUGCUUUGCAUGAUGUAUUGUUAUCUCUAUCUUCUUGCCCUUUGUGCUGUUGUCUGUGCACAACAAUGUUUACCCUGUUUUGUGCUGCUACGACGUUGUGCUGCUACCAUGUUGUGUUGCUACCAUGCUAUGGUGUUGUCUUAGGUCUCUUAUGUAGCUUUGUCUCUUUUUUAUCAUUAUGUGUAUUUUGUCCUAUAUUUAAUGUAUUUUUAAUCAUAGCCCCCAACCCUGCAGGAGGCCUUUUGGCAGGCUGUCAUUGUAAGAAUUUGUUCUUAACUAACUUGCCUAGUUAAAUAACGGUUCAUUUAAAAAAUAUAUAUAUUUUAAUAGUUUCAUGUUUGGUAGAGCAAGUUUCAGGCGAUACAGUUGAUUGUUGUUACAAUAUUUCAAGUUUUUUUACAGACAAGUCAUGGGUAGCCAAUGUGAUUAAUAGAAUAUUUAUUUUUAUCAGGAUAUUUUCUACCUGCUGGCUACAAUGUUUUUAUGUUUUGUGUUUAUGUAGGCAAUUUUUACAUAGUUGGCAAUGGCAAGUUUACUUUUAGAUUUGUAUAAUUUUCAUUUAGAUUUAGAAUGUAGAUUACUGAUUGAGAUACUAGAUGCAACUGUUCCACAAAUAUAUGCAAAUCACAACUGGCACUCAGAUUGGUAAAAUUUGGAAGAUAAAUUGGCACUCCAAAUGAUAAAGGUUGCUGACUGCUGGUGUAGCCUAUUUAUUACAGGCAACUUCAGGAGCAUAAUGGCCGAAUCUGUGAAGGCCAGCAGCAGCGGGAGGAGCAUUGAACUGUUUUUUACAUUUUUUUAUCUUUGGCUCCCUCUUGAGUAAUAUGUGUCAUAAUUAUUUAAUCAAACAGCCUGCUUAAAGGAUCAGACAAGUUCAGUACAUAUAGCCUAGUUUAUUUUAUUAAACACUGUUUUAUAUCUACAGUACCAGUCAAAAGUUUGUUUACACCUACACAUUCAAAGAUUUUAUUUUAUUACUAUUGUCUACAUUGUAGAACAAUAGUGAAGACAUCAACUAUGAAAUAACACAUCGAAUCAUGGGGUAACUAAAACGGUGUUAAACAAAUAAAAAACAUUUUUUUA
Messenger RNA from Oncorhynchus masou masou (cherry salmon), 5430 nucleotides. Its product is annotated as beta-hexosaminidase subunit beta-like. Lineage: Eukaryota; Metazoa; Chordata; Actinopteri; Salmoniformes; Salmonidae. The coding region runs from base 48 to 1697 and encodes 549 amino acids. Gene Ontology annotation, cellular component: lysosome; membrane. The transcript is spliced from 14 exons. Gene Ontology annotation, molecular function: beta-N-acetylhexosaminidase activity. The record is from RefSeq and is a predicted model, not a curated record. Gene Ontology annotation, biological process: ganglioside catabolic process; glycosaminoglycan metabolic process; carbohydrate metabolic process.